Engraulis encrasicolus (European anchovy) is the source of this 5385-nucleotide messenger RNA. RefSeq names its product kinesin light chain 2-like. The transcript has 17 exons. The coding region runs from base 300 to 2153 and encodes 617 amino acids. Gene Ontology annotation, biological process: microtubule-based movement. Gene Ontology annotation, cellular component: cytoplasm; kinesin complex. Gene Ontology annotation, molecular function: kinesin binding. The record is from RefSeq and is a predicted model, not a curated record. NCBI's taxonomy places the organism in Eukaryota, Metazoa, Chordata, Actinopteri, Clupeiformes, Engraulidae.
UCCUGCUGUCAUCCUCGCCUCUACGCAUCGAGCGCAGGAUAUAAAAGAAAACAAGCGAGGCUAGUACCGUUUCUGCUUGGAUAUUCUAAAAGCCACAAAACGAGAAUGGAUGAACUAAAAACGCCCCGUUCUAUGAGCAUCGCUGCAACCUACUGAGCGCAACCGCUUUCCAGGUCUAGCCGAACCGUUGGAGUCUUCAACGGGAACUGAAUUUACUCCUGGUCUUUCACGUAGGGGGAUAAAGCCAACCAUCUGAUAGAGAAGAGCCCCGUUCCACUCAUCGGCUAGUCCACCUGGCUAUGUCCACCAUGGUCUACCCGCGCGAGGAGUCCCUGGAACGUCUGAGCCAGGAUGAGAUCGUGCUCAACACCAAGGCGGUGAUGCAAGGCCUGGAGACCCUGCGGGGGGAACAUAACCAGCUGCUGGGCUCCAUGCUGGACUGCUCUCAGCUGCAGCCGGCCACGCAGGAGAAGUCGGGCCUGCUCAGGAAGAGCCUGGAGGCCAUCGAGCUGGGACUAGGAGAGGCACAGGUGAUCAUUGCGUUGUCGGGCCACCUGAGCGCGGUGGAGUCGGAGAAGCAGAAGCUGCGUGCGCAGGUGCGGCGUCUGUGCCAGGAGAACCAGUGGCUGCGGGACGAGCUGGCCAGCACCCAGCAGAAGCUGCAGCGCAGCGAGCAGAGCGUGGCCCAGCUGGAGGAGGAGAAGAAGCACCUGGAGUUCAUGAACCAGAUCAAGAAGCUGGAUGAGGAUGCGUCUCCGUGCGAGGAGAAGGCCAAUGACAACAGCAAGGACAACCUGGACGACCUCUUCCCCAACGAUGACGAGCAGGGACCCAACCAGCCGAGUGGGGAGGUGGCAGCUCAGCAAGGGGGCUACGAGAUCCCGGCCCGCCUGAGGACCCUCCACAACCUGGUCAUCCAGUACGCCUCGCAGGGCCGCUACGAGGUGGCCGUGCCCCUCUGCAAGCAGGCCCUGGAGGACCUGGAGAAGACCUCCGGACACGACCACCCUGACGUGGCUACCAUGCUCAACAUCCUGGCCCUCGUCUAUAGGGACCAGAACAAGUACAAGGAGGCAGCCCACUUGCUGAACGAUGCGCUGGCCAUCCGGGAGAAGACGCUGGGCAAGGAUCACCCUGCUGUGGCCGCCACCCUCAACAACCUGGCCGUGCUGUACGGCAAGAGGGGCAAGUACAAGGAGGCUGAGCCACUCUGCAAACGCGCCCUGGAGAUUCGAGAGAAGGUGCUGGGUAAGUACCAUCCUGACGUGGCUAAGCAGCUGAACAACCUGGCGCUGCUGUGCCAGAACCAGGGCAAGUAUGAGGAGGUGGAGUACUACUACCGUCGCGCCCUGGAGAUCUACGAGAGCAAGCUGGGGGCCGACGACCCCAACGUGGCCAAGACCAAGAACAACCUGGCUACGUGUUACCUGAAGCAGAGCAAGUUCAAGGAUGCUGAGUGCCUGUACAAGGAGAUCCUGACCCGAGCACAUGAGAAGGAGUUUGGAUCAGUCAAUAAUGACAACAAACCCAUCUGGAUGCACGCAGAGGAGCGCGAGGAGACCAAGGGGAAGAGAAAGGACUCGGGUCCCUAUGGGGAAUACGGCAGCUGGUACAAGGCAUGCAAGGUGGACAGUCCUACGGUCAAUACCACUCUGAAGAGCUUGGGGGCGCUGUAUCGACGUCAGGGGAAGCUGGAGGCUGCAGAGACUCUUGAGGAAUGUGCUACCAAAAACCGCAAACAGGGCAUCGAUGCUAUAAACCAGAGUAAGGUGGUGGAGCUGCUUAAGGACGGGGGUCUGGGGGGUGCAGAUCGCCGCCACAGCCGAGACGGCCUGAACGGGCCCAACAGGGGCGACUGUGAGGGGGACGAGGCCGAGUGGAACGGGGAUGGCAGUGGUUCCCUGCGCCGUAGCGGCUCCUUCGGUAAGAUCCGUGAUGCACUGAGGCGCAGCAGUGAGAUGCUGGUUAAGAAACUACAAGGCAGCGGACCCCAGGAGGCUCGCAACCCCGGCAUGAAGAGGGCCAGCUCUCUCAACUUCCUCAACAAGAGUGUGGAGGACCAGUCACAGGAUGCUAACGCCGGCCUAUCGGAAUCGAGAGGACUGAGCGCCAGCAACGUGGACCUGACUCGCCGGAACUCUCUGGUUGGCUAAGCCAAUAGCUUUUAAAGGGGGGCGGGUCCAACCUAGAAAUCAGGGUCCAAUCAGGACAGGCUACCAGCUUCCAACUUCAGUCAUGAUUUCUUUAUGCCCGCAGCAGACGUUCUCACUCUGUUUUCCUUUUUCUUUUAAAUACAGUAGAGAGAGAGAAAAAAGAAUCACUGGAAGAAUAAAGAGGCUUUUUUUUUUUUUAUUUUUUUUUUAUUUUUUUUUUUCCGACACUGCUCUCGGGCUAACCUUGAGCUAGCUGCUUUUGCUGUACAUUUGCGCUCAUAUCAUAUGAAAAUAAAUGAUCAACAUUUACUUAGACAUAGAUUACAAAACAAAGAGACACUUUAGCAUGCCGCUCACUAGACCUGAACUUUUCUUUCUGGAGCAGAGGAUUAUCCUUACCUAUCUAAUCAUACACCCCCACCGCCCAGUGGUGUGGGAGAGGUACUGCAGGCUGACAAAAUUGUGAGUGCACCCAUGGUACGAAUUAGCCACACACAUACAUAAGCUGAGGCAUAGAUACAGUAUGUCGACUUAACAUGUUUUUUUUCUUCCCGUGGCGCUGCUAGAUUAAAGAGAGGUUUCCAUGACAACACAAAGUGUGUGGAGGUGGAGUUGCUAAUCGCCAAGUAGCAUGAACAUGUGCUGCAUGCUCACAAUCUCCCCCCAAACACAAGCACACACGCAUUUAUUACAUGCACUCACUGCACUAGCAUGCUAAAGCUAAAAACAAACCACCUCCAUUCCACAGACCGAAGAAUAAAAAAAACAAAGAGAUGGGAGAAAACAUAGCGGAGAAAAAAAAUAAACACCUUUUUCUUCCUUUGCCGUUAGUGAGACGAGAGAUGCUCUUAGAUCAACUCUUUACUGCAUUAUUGUGAUUAUAUUUAAAGAAAAAAAGGAUUUUAAACGAAAAAAAAAAAAGUGACCGCAGCACUGAUUUUGUUUUGGUCUGCGCCUCACAUUUUGCCUUCUGAUUUGUAUGUAUAUACGGUUUUAAAUUAUUGACUCGGGUUCGUUUGUGUUUUGCUCUGUUUAUUUUCUUUGUUUUUCGUUGUAAAUAGUGCACAGGGACUUUGUUUACACUGUAGAGCUUUGGGGUGGGGUGGGGGUGCGGGGUUCGUCACUGGAGUUAUUAAAAAUGAGAGAUAAAUAAACUGGAAAGAUGUUAGUGGAGUUGGGGGGGGGGGUGACUGCAGAGCAAGACAGAUGGCAACUAUAUCAGUGUUUUUGUUUGGCUCAGUCACAUUUGUACGGUCACUGAAACACACACACACACACACACACACACACACACACACACACACACACACACACACACACACACACACACACACACACACACACACACACACACACACACACACACACACACACACACAUUCACACAACCCAGAGUGUCUGUAUGUUGAGCACUGAUCCAAAAAAAAAAAAGUUGUUUGUGGCUCCCACCCCCCCACACACACGCACUCAUGUUGUUGCUGACAGUCGUUUGAUAUCUUUUGGUACAAUGUGUAUAUAGAAAUAUAGAAAUGAGAGACGUAAAGAAAACAAAACAAAAAAAAUACUACACCAACCAUCUCAGACUGACUAGAAUGUUUCUUCCUGUGCUGCAUUUUGUUUCCGUCUUGCUCGUGAGUCAUCACAGCAAGAGUUACGAGUAGUUGGAAACAAAUUUGAGACUUUUUCAAGUCGCCGUAAGCUUUGUAUUAGUCGUGGAAGCCCUUUUGGUUGCUGGCUUUGACUGGACUGGAGUAGGCUAACUGCAUAUUCUGCUUCUUAAAAAAAGAACGGGUGAUUUAAAAAAUAAAUAAACUGGAAAUUAUGUAAGAAAUCCAAAUGUAACCUCAAAUCAUACAAUUUCUUCCCUCUUGUGCUUUCUGGUUUGUUGAUUUUUUUAUUAUUAUUAUUAUUAUUUUACUUUCUUAUGUCCUGUUGUGGUGUUUCACUUGGCCCUUGUUGAAUUCUGCACUUACAGCAACUGAACAGUAGGGGGCACCCAACAGCUUCCAUUUCACAGACAGACAGAGAUAUGCUACCUUUACUCCGCUGGACCUAACUAACUUGUUGACUCCCUGGCACAUGUUCUUUGUCUUCUUCCUCGCAGACUGCAGGUUGGGGAUGUGACCUUUAAGGGAGACGAGACACAUUUGAAUGUUAAAAAAUGGGUUUGCUUACUAGAAUGGUCAAAGACAUUGUCAAGUGGGACCCAAGAGGGUAAAAGAACAUGAUUUGGGAAUGAUGGGAGAGGGGGAUGAAGAGAGAAGGAAACUUUUGCUGAGAAGGUUGAAAGAUUUUGUUUGACCAAAAAGCAGUUCAGCCAGGCUGCUUAGGAAAGUGGGAAAUCGGACCUCUUAACUCUGUGGCCUUGGUGUAGGAUUCAGGCAAGGCUUUCUUGGUUAGUUUUGAGGCAAAGUCUUGGUUAGUUACCCUUGCUGCUUCCUGGCAAAGAUGUGAUGGAUGGAAAAUGUUUUUCCUUUUUUGGAUUGAAGGGAAGAGGAGAGCCCUUGGGAAAGUUACCAGGGGAAAGAAUGUGAAGCAAAGACAUGUGAGAACGAAAGGCAAAUAAAUGAUGAGAGGAUGAGUCAUUUAAGAAUGUGGUCACCACUCGAUGUGCAUUUUAGAAAUCAUGUGUUACUUCAGUGUAUAUUUGUCGUCUCAAACAUGCAUACGAAGGCAGCCUUUCACCAUAACCCUACAUGCUGGCUGGAUUUUGAAAGCUGUGUGCGUGUGUGUGUCUAUUUUGUGUGUCUGACUAUUUGGACAGCCAUUAGGCUUUCUGUAUUGUUUGUACUAUGUGUUGCUUUCUUGAAAAGCUCUCAUGAGCCAUAGUAUUUCUUUUUUUUUUUACUUUAGAGAAGAAUAUUCCCCUCCGCAAAAUGUGUGUGUGGGCGAACAUGUGUGUCAGUUAUCUAUCUGUGUCAGUUAUCCUUCUUCCCCCCAUACUUUCUCUCUCUCACACACACACACACACACACACACACACACACACACACACACACACACACACAGUCUGAUGUAGAAUAUAGCCUGCAUAUUCUAUUGAAGUAGAAUUGAAGUAUAUUGGGUAUGGUUAUAGUUCUACUGUAUUCCUGAAUCGCUCCACUGGUCAAGUACUUAAGUGUGAAGGGGCCAACCUCCUGUAUAUUUUAAUAAAAAUGUUCAGUAAAUAAAUGCGUAAUAAAUAAACGAUCAAUAAAAUCCUAAGUUCCACUUUUCAAACUGGAAAACAUAA